UCACUUUCCUUCUUCUUUUCUUCUUCUUCUUCUUCUUCUCCUCUUUCUUUCUCUCUCCACCCAUCAAUUCAUUCUCGAAACACAACUCAGAUUCAACCCCACCAUUUUAUUUACCGUUCUGCCACUGCUUCUUCUCUUUAUUACCCCACCUGCUCUUCUCCUUACAUCCUCCAUUGCCAUAUAUAUACAUAUAAUAUAUCAUUUAUAUAUUAUAUAUAAAUGACAUACAACACACACAGCUUAAGCAAAGUAACACAAUAACCCUUUGAGUACUCCCGAAUAUUUUCUUUGAAAUAAGAGAAUGAAAAAGCUCUCUUCUUUUUAGCAUCAGAGUUCAGGGAGUGUUCGCUGUUUGUUUGAUGUGAAGUUUUUUUUUUGGCGAAGAAUUAUUGUUUUAUUAUUAUUUUAAUGGUGAUGAAAAUGAGGGUUAAGGAAAUGCACCCGCUGUGUUGCAUCUCGCUAGAGAGCCCCGGAAUCGGGGACCAGUCACCGGAGGCGUCGUUGACUAGAGCGAGAUCCUUACCGGCUGGGUUUUCCGGCGGAUCUGAUGGCAAUGCGGGCAGGAAUAUAGCGGGAUCGGAGGCCACCGUAGCUGGAGUACUAUAUAAGUGGACCAAUUACGGAAAAGGGUGGAGAUCACGAUGGUUCUUACUUAAAAACGGCGUGCUUUCUUACUCAAAGAUUCGGAGGCCGGAGAAUCUGAAUUUGUUAACAGCGAAUGAUGACGUCAGAUUGAUCGGAGAAAUAUCUACCAAUCGGCUAUCAAGGAUGGACAGCGGAAGUUUUCGGCGGAAGCAGCAGAAAAGUGUUGGCAUUGUUCAUUUAAAGCAGAUCUCGUCAUUCCGUGAAAGCAAGUCUGAUGACAGGCGAUUUUACAUAUUUACAGCUACAAAGACUCUUCAUUUGAGAACUGAUUCAAAAAGAGAUAGGGUUGCUUGGAUACAAGCUUUGGUCUCAACUAGGAGCCUCUUUCCAUUAAGAUCACUUAAUGAUAGUCUCUCCCUUGUACCAAAAGAUUUGUCUGUUUCAUCUGAAAGGCUUAGAAAACGAUUACUCGAAGAAGGUAUCAAUGAGAACCUUGUCAAGGAUUGUGAGCAGAUCAUGCUGUCGGAGUUCUCUGAAAUACAAGGGCAACUUAAAGUACUUUGUGAUGAACGGUCCAAUUUGCUAGACACAUUAAGGCAGUUAGAGGCAGCUAAUAUUGAAGCAGAAACAUCUGGAAUUACAGAUGGUGAAUUUCAAUUGAAGCAUGAAUUUUCGAGUUUAGGGCGUGGAAAGUUUAGUGAAUGUAGCACUACAGAAUCAUCUGAUGAUAUUGAGAAACAAGAACUUGAGGAAGUGUCAGAAGAAGAUGAGGCUUCAUUUUAUGAUACAAAAGAGUAUUUUACUGAACCUACUAUUGUUCGUGGGUCAAUAAAAGAAGUUUCUGGUCACCAAGAGAAACACAGGGAAUGUAGUCAAUUUGACAAUGAUGAGAAAAUGCAUACUGAGAAGCAACUUUAUAAUGCUAGAUAUCCACAUAUUCAAAGGCGAAAGAAGCUUCCCGAUCCAGUUGAGAAGGAAAAAGGGGUUAGUCUUUGGUCUAUGAUCAAAGACAAUGUCGGGAAGGAUCUCACACGAGUUUGUCUUCCUGUUUACUUUAAUGAACCAAUAUCAUCUCUUCAGAAGUGCUUUGAGGACUUGGAGUAUUCUUAUCUUUUGGACCGUGCUUAUGAGUAUGGAAAAGAAGGGAAUAGUCUUAUGAGGAUCCUAAAUGUUGCAGCAUUUGCUGUUUCUGGAUAUGCAUCCUCUGAAGGCCGGCACUGCAAACCCUUCAAUCCUUUACUAGGAGAAACCUAUGAAGCUGACUAUCCUGAUAAAGGGGUUCGCUUCUUCUCUGAGAAGGUUAGUCAUCACCCAACUCUCAUUGCCUGCCACUGUGAAGGUAGAGGGUGGAAGUUUUGGGGUGACAGCAACCUCCGUACAAAAUUUUGGGGGCGGUCUAUUCAACUUGACCCUGUUGGAGUUCUAACCCUGGAGUUUGAUGAUGGUGAAAUAUUCCAAUGGAGCAAGGUGACAACUGCAAUUUAUAAUCUUAUUCUUGGUAAAGUGUAUUGUGAUCACCACGGAACGAUGCAUAUACAAGGAAAUCGACAAUAUUCAUGCAAACUCAAGUUCAAAGAACAAUCAAUUCUUGACAGAAAUCCACACCAGGUUAAUGGGUUUGUUGAAGAUGUUUCGGGGAAAAAAGUUGCUCAAUUGUUUGGGAAGUGGGAUGAUAGCAUGUAUUAUACAAAAGGUGAUGGGACUAGCAAGACAAAGGAUAGCAAUUCCUCACCUAAUACUAUGUUGCUUUGGAAAAGUACCAAAACACCUCCUAAUAUUACUCGGUACAACUUAACAUCAUUUGCGAUCACUCUAAAUGAAUUAACACCAGGACUAAAGAUUAAGGAGAAGCUCCCACCCACGGAUUCGAGGCUCAGACCGGACCAGAGGCAUCUGGAGAAUGGGGAAUAUGAGAAGGCAAAUGCAGAGAAACAAAGGUUGGAGAAGCGGCAGAGAAUGUCAAGGAAAUUACAAGAGCAUGGAUGGAAGCCAAGGUGGUUCCAGAGAGAAGGUGAAAAUGGACCUUUCCGCUAUGUGGGAGGGUAUUGGGAAGCACGAGAGCAGGCAAAUUGGGAUGGCUGUCCAAAUAUUUUUGGUGAAUUCAAUGAAGAAUUUGCAGAAUCCUCUGAGGGAUAUUGAUUUUGGUUUAGAAAAAGUUGUCACAGAGUAAUCUGUGCACAUUGAUUGGUCAGUUCUUCAAAUUCCAGUCACUACUGGCAAUAACCAGGUCUGAGGUGGCAAGUUUUCACCGGGAGAAUAUGGAGCGAAAAAACUUAAUUUUCAGCUUACAGAGAAUGCAUAGAAUAGAACCUAUAGCAUAUUCCUAAUUGCCUGCUAUGGGAAGGGUUGUGUAAUGUAGCAUCUUGAUUCGAGUUUAGUUUCUUGAAAUGUACUUCUGCCAUUUUGAUAUUUAUUUGUAUUUCUUUGUUAGAAAUAAACAGGGAAAGGAAAAGGAAUUGUAUUAUUAUCAUAAUCCAAAAACUAGUUUAUCCAUACUCGUGUAAAUUUGUGCUGAUGUCAAAAUUGCGCAAGUUCCAUUGAUUUGUA
Molecule: messenger RNA, 3132 nt
Organism: Jatropha curcas
Lineage: Eukaryota; Viridiplantae; Streptophyta; Magnoliopsida; Malpighiales; Euphorbiaceae
Source: RefSeq, a predicted model, not a curated record